UUCAAGCUAGUGGCUUCCUGCUUCGUAGCAAUAGCCCCAGAGCAAUAUACAAGACCUAGAGCAGUCCGAAUAGGAAUACCAAAUACCGAAGUCUGGGGUUUGUCUUGUAAUCAAUCGUUCAUAUACUCUCUGUUUAAAUCCAUCUCGCAUUAAACCGCCAGAAGGCCAUGCUUUUUAAAAUUUUAUAUUCACUAUAAUGGAUUUAAUACAAUUUAAAUACUUUUAUUUUUUCUUCUGUAAAGAACAACUUUUUUUUUUAAUUCUGUCUGAUUGACAUAUUGGCACGGGACGGACACAUUUUUUUGUAUUCAACGCAAGUUAAUAUCCCUUAAAGCGCAACCCACGACUAAGCACACAAACACGUGUUAUUCUCAUCGUCAGUGGGGUCCACUGUGAUUGUGGUAGGGAGGUAGUUUGUUUCCCUUUUAAGAGCAGUAAUAAUACAUUGACAUUACGGCUGCGGUAAAACCAAUUCUAGAAUACUAGCUAGCAUAUAACAACUGGACAUAAAACCCGUUUUACAAAAAAAUCAAACCAAAAAAAAAAACAGCUACCACAGAGAAGACUUCAUCUAAAUCAGAUACGCUACAGGCUGUGUGUGAUGUAAACAGAAGCUUGCUGAUUGAGGGAGACUAAUUAUUACGCUACGACUUUGGGGUUUUGUCGUCAGGCGCUGUGGGUGAAACUCAAGGAUUUUCAGCUGUGGUCGGAUUCAGAGAUGCCUGUCGCAUCUGCACGUUCAGAUUCUGCUAUGGACACCCUGAGCGACACCCUGGGAGCCAAUGACCUGGACCUCAUCUUCCUCAAGGGGAUCAUGGAGAGCCCAACAGUAAGAUCUCCGACGCAGGCCCAUGAGAAGCUGGAGGAGAAGAAGCUGGAAGCAGCGGUGCGAGAGAACAAUCUGGAGCUGGUCCAGGAGAUCCUGCAGGACAUCUCCCCACUGCUGGAGAGGAACACCUCCGCCCGGGAGCUGGCACACAUCCUGAAGGAACCGCACUUCCAGUCGCUCUUGGAAACGCACGACUCUGUGGCCUCUAAAAGCUUCGAGACCCCGCCCGCCAGCCCCUGUGCCUUCAUGGACGCAGCCCUCAACAACCAGCCCGCCUCCCCCGACGCGGUGCGCAUGGUGGGCAUUCGCAAAGUCGCCGGGGAGCACCUGGGGGUGACGUUCCGCGUGGAGAGCAGCGAGCUGGUGAUCGCCCGGAUCCUGCACGGAGGAAUGGUCGACCAGCAGGCCCUGCUCCACGUGGGUGACAUCAUCAAGGAGGUGAACGGGAAGGAGGUGAGCGACGACCCGAAGGUGCUGCAGGAGAUGCUGAAGGAGGCCAGUGGUAGCGUGGUGCUCAAGGUGCUGCCCAGCUACCAGGAACCUCACCCCCCACGCCAGGUGUUUGUGAAGUGCCACUUCGACUAUGACCCCGCCCUAGACAACCUGAUCCCCUGUAAGGAGGCGGGACUGAAGUUCAACAGCGGCGAUAUCCUGCAGAUUGUCAACCAGGAGGACCCCAACUGGUGGCAGGCGUGCCAUGUUGAAGGAGGGAGUGCCGGCCUCAUCCCCAGCCAGCUACUGGAAGAAAAGAGAAAAGCAUUUGUGAAGAGAGACUUCGAGCUGGCAGCUACAGCAGGUGCGCUGUGUGGAGGAAUAAGCGGCAAAAAGAGGAAAAAGAUGAUGUACCUCACGACAAAGAAUGCAGAGUUCGACCGCCAUGAGCUGCUGAUCUAUGAAGAGGUGGCCAAGAUGCCUCCGUUCCAGAGGAAGACUGUGGUCCUGAUCGGAGCGCAGGGGGUGGGGCGGCGCAGCGUGAAGAAUAAGCUUUUGGUGUCGAACCCGGGGCGAUACGGUACCACCGUCCCCUACACGUCUCGGAGGGUGAAGGAUGACGAGACGGACGGGCAGAUGUACUUGUUUGCCUCUCGCAGCGCGAUGGAGCAGGACAUCAAGAGUGGUCGCUACCUCGAGCACGGAGAGUACGACGGGAAUCUCUACGGCACCAAGAUUGACUCCAUCCACGAGGUGAUCGAAGCAGGCAAGAUCUGCACCCUGGACGUCAACCCCCAGGCUCUGAAAGUGCUCCGAACGUCCGAAUUCCUGCCCUACGUGGUUUUCAUUCAGGCUCCAGAUUUUGAAGUUCUCCGUGCCAUGAACAAGGCAGCCAUCAAGGCCGGCGUGGUGACCAAGCAGCUGACGGAAGCCGAACUGAAGGGGACCGUGGACGAGAGCGGCAGAGUCCAGCGGGCCUACGGCCACUACUUCGACCUGACCAUUGUCAACGACAACCUGGAGAGCUCCUUCCGCAGCCUGCAGGGGGCGCUGGAGCGGCUCAGCACAGAGCCUCAGUGGGUCCCUGUCAGCUGGGUGUUCUAAGGCAGCCUGGGUGGGGGCUGGUUCAAGCAGAGGCCUUGUCGACAGCAGGGGGCUUCAAGAUCGUCCACGCUCUAACUGAGAAACGGAGAGGCGUUCGGUGGCUGUGAAUGUCGCACCACCGUAAGAUGUGGAUGAACUGUUACAGGUUUUGCUUUCCACAGCGAGCGUUCUCUCAUAGAACAAGAUCAUUUAUAUUGUAUAGCUCAGAUCACAGUGGCGGUGUCCAUAUUUUACCUUCUACUGUAUUUACUGUAAAUACGAGAGGUCGUGUUUCCAUUUUGCUUUUAGUCUGUUGAACUCGUCAUUCCGGUAAAUACUGGAAGCAAUGUCACAAGCGGCACAGCAGUUAUGGCCUUUUAUCUCUUCAAUGCCACUUCACUUGAAUGCAUUUGUCCUGCACAUAGAAAACAGCUUAUGCAGCUUGACUAUGGAAGGCAGUGUGGCAGUGUAAAAAAAGGACAGCAGUACAAUAUUUAAAAUAAUUUUAGGCUGAAAGCCACUAUGGCUACAAUAUUGUAUUAGGCCAAUGCAUCUAUUGUCCAAAAAACUGCCUUUGACUGUUUCUGUGAGUUAAAAAUGUGCCAUUAUCACUUUGACUUGUGGAACCAUUGCAGUACCUGUAACCAUUAGAAUAAAAAAACACUGCCCCCUGGUGGCUGGAUACUGAAUCCCCCCCAGCUGCUUUUCACAAAUUUUGUACAAAUUCCUUUUUAAAAAUGUUGUUUUUAUUGUGUAAAACAGGUGUGUGUGUGUGUUGAGGGGUGUAAUUUAUCUGGAACAAACCAUGCAACUCAAGUGAUGCCUUUGUGUCAUAGAUUUGAAGAGGUGUUUUUUUGAUGUCUCAGUUAAGAUUAUUAUUAUUAUUAUUAUUUGUUUAUUUAGCGACGCCUUUAUCCAAGGCGACUUACAGAGACUCGGGUGUGUGAACUAUGCAUCAGCUGCAGAGUCACUUACAAUUACGUCUCACCCGAAAGACGGAGCACGAGGAGGUUAAGCGACUUGCUCAGGGUCACACAAUAAGUCAGUGGCUGAGCCGGGAUUUGAAUCGGGGACCUUCUGGUUACAAGCCCUUUUCUUUAACCACUGGACCACACUAAGAUCAGGAGGUAGUGUUCUAGGAUUUUACCAGUUAAUUCAACACAGUAGAAUUAUCUGUUAUCUAAUGAGCUAUUAUAUGCUAGCAAAUUGUGCCCAGAUGAUGAUCACGUACAUUUGUCAAACCAUCAGCCAAGAGUACUUAAAGGCCAGCCUCUAAAACAGUUACUUUGUAACUACGCAUUUCAUUUUGUAACUACGUGUUCCAUUAAGCAGUAACUUGUUAUUGCAAAUAACCUGAACUGAUGUGCGUUUGACUUGAGCUCCUUUCACUGCUGAGUUUAUUUUAAGAUGCAGUUCAGCUUUUCCUUCACAAGGCGGGAAGCCAGGUCUGUAUCGUGCGCUUGGAAUCAUUAGCCAGAGGAACAGGCUGUAAAUCCUGUAAUAAACUG
Messenger RNA from Acipenser ruthenus (sterlet), 3852 nucleotides. Its product is annotated as MAGUK p55 subfamily member 2-like. The coding region runs from base 719 to 2365 and encodes 548 amino acids. NCBI's taxonomy places the organism in Eukaryota, Metazoa, Chordata, Actinopteri, Acipenseriformes, Acipenseridae. The transcript is spliced from 14 exons. Gene Ontology annotation, cellular component: cell-cell junction; plasma membrane. Gene Ontology annotation, molecular function: protein binding. The record is from RefSeq and is a predicted model, not a curated record.